AUGGCUGCGCUGAUCGCAGAAAAUUUUAAAUUUGCUUCUCUUUUCUUUAAGAGCAAGGAUGUUGUGAUCUUCAAUGGCUUCAUAGCCCUGGGAACGGUGGCUAGUCAGACAGCAUAUAACAUCUUUGCUUUUGAAUGCCCCUGUUCAUCACAACGAAAUUAUCUCUAUGGACUAGCUGCUAUUGGGGCACCGGCUCUAGCUUUAUUUCUCAUUGGGAUAAUGCUCAAUCGAAAUACCUGGGACCUUGUUUCAGAGUGUCGUAUCCGAAAAUGCCGAAAGUUCUCGAUGGCUUCGGCCUUUAGUCUGCUAGGUUCCAUACUGGGCCGAGCAGCAGUGGCUCCUGUUACCUGGUCCGUCAUAUCACUUCUACGAGGGGAAGCCUAUCUUUGUGCACUAAGUGAGUUUGUGGACCCUCAGUCUUUGGAAAACUUUCCUUCCAUUCAAAGUCAAAAUGUCAUGGCCCAGUUUCCCUGUAAGGACGUGCCUGCUGAGCUGCUGCGCUUUUGGGGACAGAUUGAACGUCGUCUCAAGUACGAAUCUCAGUUGUUGGGCUGGUUGAUAAUAGCUGUUAUCUCUCUCACCGUGUUCCUGAUGCUGUGUUUGAAGCGCUGCUGCUCUCCACUGGGCCACCAGCAGGAAGCAUACUGGUCCAGCUAUCGUGCGAACGAGAGCUCCAUUUUCCAGCGCACUGCUGAUGUUCACUCCAAGAUCCGUGCUGCUGAAAGUGUCAAAAAUUUCUUUGGAUUUGUGGCACUGGAGAAGGAGGAGAAGGAGCUUUUGGCGGUGUCUCAAGGUGCCAAAAAUUUUAUUCCCAGUAAGGAGUGGAACCGUAUCACUGGAGUUUACUUGUACAGAGAGAACACAGGCGUUCCACUGUACAGCCGCCUUAAUAAAUGGUCCAGUUAUGAAAUUGGAAACAACCAUGAAGAAAUGGAGAAAGAGAUGGAUGCCAUGAUAGGGGUUUAAUGACUAAAGACUCUAAAUGUAAUGUUUACUUAUUUUGAUGAGGAUGGUGUAUUUUGUUAGACAUGGUUAAUAAGCCUUGUGCUUGGACUAUUAUUUACAACCUAUGAAAGUUUCUACAUUGCUGGAUUCUGACAAAGCAUUUUAAAGAAAACAGAAGUGCGCUGGUUACUACACUUGAUAAUAGAAGUCUAUCCAUAAAAAUAAUAAAAUCACUCUGGUGUACAGCUGCCUCAACAAAGUGACCAGUCACACAUCCAAGAACAGACAUAAGGCCAUAAAGAAACAGGACA
Trichomycterus rosablanca is the source of this 1256-nucleotide messenger RNA. RefSeq names its product calcium homeostasis modulator protein 2-like. The record is from RefSeq and is a predicted model, not a curated record. Gene Ontology annotation, cellular component: plasma membrane. Bases 1 to 966 code for a protein of 321 amino acids. Gene Ontology annotation, molecular function: monoatomic cation channel activity. Lineage: Eukaryota; Metazoa; Chordata; Actinopteri; Siluriformes; Trichomycteridae. The transcript has 2 exons.